Pan troglodytes (chimpanzee) is the source of this 1029-nucleotide messenger RNA. It is a transcript of the gene CXCR6, whose product is annotated as C-X-C motif chemokine receptor 6. The coding region runs from base 1 to 1029 and encodes 342 amino acids. Gene Ontology annotation, cellular component: external side of plasma membrane; membrane. The transcript has a single exon. Gene Ontology annotation, molecular function: C-C chemokine receptor activity; C-C chemokine binding; coreceptor activity. Gene Ontology annotation, biological process: positive regulation of cytosolic calcium ion concentration; G protein-coupled receptor signaling pathway; cell chemotaxis. Lineage: Eukaryota; Metazoa; Chordata; Mammalia; Primates; Hominidae. The record is from RefSeq and is marked provisional.
AUGGCAGAGCAUGAUUACCAUGAAGACUAUGGGUUCAACAGUUUCAAUGACAGCAGCCAGGAGGAGCAUCAAGACUUCCUGCAGUUCAGCAAGGUCUUUCUGCCCUGCAUGUACCUGGUGGUGUUUGUCUGUGGUCUGGUGGGGAACUCUCUGGUGCUGGUCAUAUCCAUCUUCUACCAUAAGUUGCAGAGCCUGACGGAUGUGUUCCUGGUGAACCUACCCCUGGCUGACCUGGUGUUUGUCUGCACUCUGCCCUUCUGGGCCUAUGCAGGCAUCCAUGAAUGGGUGUUUGGCCAGGUCAUGUGCAAGAGCCUACUGGGCAUCUACACUAUUAACUUCUACACGUCCAUGCUCAUCCUCACCUGCAUCACUGUGGAUCGUUUCAUUGUAGUGGUUAAGGCCACCAAGGCCUACAACCAGCAAGCCAAGAGGAUGACCUGGGGCAAGGUCACCAGCUUGCUCAUCUGGGUGAUAUCCCUGCUGGUUUCCUUGCCCCAAAUUAUCUAUGGCAAUGUCUUUAAUCUCGACAAGCUCAUAUGUGGUUACCAUGACGAGGCAAUUUCCACUGUGGUUCUUGCCACCCAGAUGACACUGGGGUUCUUCUUGCCACUGCUCACCAUGAUUGUCUGCUAUUCAGUCAUAAUCAAAACACUGCUUCAUGCUGGAGGCUUCCAGAAGCACAGAUCUCUAAAGAUCAUCUUCCUGGUGAUGGCUGUGUUCCUGCUGACCCAGAUGCCCUUCAACCUCAUGAAGCUCAUCCGCAGCACACACUGGGAAUACUAUGCCAUGACCAGCUUUCACUACACCAUCAUGGUGACAGAGGCCAUCGCAUACCUGAGGGCCUGCCUUAACCCUGUGCUCUAUGCCUUUGUCAGCCUGAAGUUUCGAAAGAACUUCUGGAAACUUGUGAAGGACAUUGGUUGCCUCCCUUACCUUGGGGUCUCACAUCAAUGGAAAUCUUCUGAGGACAAUUCCAAGACUUUUUCUGCCUCCCACAAUGUGGAGGCCACCAGCAUGUUCCAGUUAUAG